CCAAACGCGCUGAGCCCGACCCCGACCGACGGGCCCGCGUCGCCUGAACUGACCGGAGCGCCUCCCCCAAACCCUCGCCCCCGCGCCGGCCCGCCGAUGGCGCACCACCCCUCCUCGCCGCCGCCCGGGCCGCCGCCUGCGACGCCCACCGUUCCCGUGCCCGCGCCUGCUCCCGCUCCCGCCUCGGAGUCGCCGCCUACGCAGGCGGCGGCGGGGGCGGGGGCGGCGACGGAGCCCGCGCUGACGGCCGCGCAGAAGGCGCUCCGCUCCAAGCCGUCGCGGUCUCCCGAGGACCCCGACAAGAAGAAUAAAAAGCUCAAGGAUGUGGAGAUCAGUUUUCCGAUUGUUUAUGGAACCAUUUCUUUCUGGCUUGGUAAAAAAGCAAGCGAAUACAACUCUCACAAAUGGACUGUAUUCAUCCGUUCUGCGACAAAUGAGGAUUUGAGUGUCAUAGUUAAGCGUGCAGUGUUCCAACUUCACCCAAGUUUCACUAAUCCAACAAGAGUUAUAGAGCAACCGCCUUUUGAGUUGUCUGAAUCUGGAUGGGGAGAGUUUGAGAUUGCAAUAACCCUUUAUUUCCACAGUGAUGUCUGUGAAAAGCGCUUGGAUUUGUUUCAUCAACUUAAGCUGUAUCCGGAAGAGGAUGCCGGACCUCAAUCAACCAAAAAACCUGUUGUGGUGGAGACAUACGACGAAGUUGUCUUCCCUGAACCCACAGAGUCAUUUUUCCUACGAGUGCAAAAUCACCCAGCUGCUACUGUGCCUAGGCUACCUCCUGGUAUAACCUUGCCUUCACAAGGCCCUAUGGAACUUAUGCCACAUGAUAAGAAGCGUUAUGACAAUAAGGAUCAUCCUUUGAGCCAGUGGUUCUCGAAUUUCUCUGAAGCAGAUGAACUAUUAAAACUGGCUGCUGCCCGCCAACAGGUGCAGGCUCACAUUGCCAAGCUGAGAAGGCAGUUGAGCAUGAUAGAGGGAAUGCCCCAGCAACCCAAAGCUGUCUCUGUUCUCAGCCAACAGUUUGGGCACAGCUAAAUUAGCUAUCGAUGUUGUAAGGAAGAUGUUGGAACCUGAUAACACCUCUCUAACAGAAUGUGACGAGUGUAUCACUGUAUCUCCAUUGAAGCUAUUGCCUUAGGCUUGCAAUCAGUGUUUACCUGCCAAUGUGCAUAUUCUACGGAUUGUACUGCCUUUGUGCAUCUCAAGGGAACAGUACUUGCUUCUCCUGCUUUUCUAUGUCCCCAUUUCUUUGCCCCUCCACACUAAAAAGGUCUGUCUGUACUGUUUGUUUUCUUUUGUCGUUUUGCUAUAUGAGGAUAUGGAUAUGCUGUGGAAAUCAGCCAUGACAGCUAGUUUGCUUGUUCUAACUCUGAUAGCAGUACUAAUAGUGUUGAGUGUUUGACAUUCUUGACCCAGUAACAUGAUAUGCUUCUCCAUUCUAUGCAUCCAUUAGCGUA
Messenger RNA from Brachypodium distachyon (stiff brome), 1454 nucleotides. RefSeq names its product transcription initiation factor TFIID subunit 14b. The transcript has 7 exons. The record is from RefSeq and is a predicted model, not a curated record. NCBI's taxonomy places the organism in Eukaryota, Viridiplantae, Streptophyta, Magnoliopsida, Poales, Poaceae. The coding region runs from base 97 to 1032 and encodes 311 amino acids. Gene Ontology annotation, biological process: regulation of DNA-templated transcription.